This is a messenger RNA of Rubroshorea leprosula, 1247 nucleotides long. NCBI's taxonomy places the organism in Eukaryota, Viridiplantae, Streptophyta, Magnoliopsida, Malvales, Dipterocarpaceae. The record is from the annotation of a GenBank genome assembly.
AAAUACAUGAUUCUUCCAUUUAAAUUUUCAAGAAAGAGAAAGAAAAAUUGUCCAGUAAAGACCCAAAUAAGCGCUUGAUGACUUCCAAAAACAUUGUUCUUUACUUGGUUUACUCCAUGUUUCUAUAGAUGUGUAUCUGAAUGACUAUUCCUAGUUAUUGGUGUCUUGAUGUUAGUUCGGAUGUGUCAACUGAAGAACAAAAUAUUUGCUGUUGGGAGAACCUUCUCAUCGUGCUCGUAGAAGUAGAAUCAAAAGGGUGCGAGAAGGCUUUGAGAAUUCCCUUGAGGGAAGGAUUGAACUUAUUGACAGUUAUGCAAGAGAAACCAUGUCAGAACAGAUACAACAAAUCAUGGAACUGGAGAAUCUUGAAGAGGCAUAUCCCACAACGUUAUAACAAAUCCCUAAUCCCACAACGUUACGGCCCCUUCUCUUGUAAAGAGAUUGCAAAUCGACAGAUUUGGGGGGUGGUUGAAAAGGCAUUCCAAAUCGGUCGAUCUCCCUCCCCUUCUGCAUCUUUGAAAUCCAAAGAUCCGAACAGGAGGAAGGACAACCUCCCCUCACUCCCCCUCCCUUAUUAUCUUCCCCAUCCCCUCUCCUCCCUUUCUGUCCUACACCUCCAAUCCAAACAGUAUGUAAGAAAAUCGAUUGGAAUCUCAUGGAGAACAAGAACCAAAUUAUAGUCGCAACCGUCGAUGAGAUGUGAAGGGAUCGGAAUUUGGUCAAGUCUGAGGUAUCUCACCUUUUUAAUGUCAAUUUAAGCAAUAUAUUCUCUGCUUCUCUAAAUUUUUUACUCUUAUUUGUAUGCUUUUAAGUAUUCCAUCUUCUAAGUUGUAGCUUGAUCCUAGUUUCCUCAGAAUUCUAUACAAGACAGUUAUAAAUUUCGAUUUAUACACAAGAGCUGGUAUGAAUUUUUAUUUUAUGGAUUUUUAUUGAUACUAGUUUCCUCUUUGUCUGACGUAUUUCUGGUAUAUUAUUGAGGGACAGGCUUUUAUUUUUUAUUUUUUAAUUUUCUUUUUCUUGUUCGAGAUUAUUUGUAGACUUGGUUUUUGUAAGUGCUUUGUUUACUUGUAGACAUGGGGGCAUAGAAGGCUCUAGCAGAAUUGAAGCAUCAGACAAUGCUUUAGUUAAUGCUUUAGUUUAGCAAUUUAAUUUUCUCACUUAGAAAAAGAUAUUUUCUAUUGGAGCUCACUGAUUGAUUUUACUGUUUUUGUUUUCUGGUGUAUUGUACAUAAAGUUUGAACAAUGUA